UAGGACAGGCAGCAGGUGGAGAGACAUGCAGACUGAUGAGCAGCAGCAGAGGAAGCCACUGUGUGCUGACAGCCGUGGAGAAAAGAAGCAACGAUUGCACGUCGCUUAUUCGCCCCAUGCAGCAGGCAACAUUGUUCUAAUUGCAGGGUUUAGGCACCUUUAAAAAAAAAAAAUAGCGCUUCCAGGCAUGGUUUCUCCGUCUGCCUCUCUUCGUCGAACGGGACGCCGGUGAAUAACAGUCCAUUGCCGGGUAGAUGACUGGAGGAACUCUCGUCGAAGUCAGCGGACAGAGAAAGCGGGGUUUUUUCUAUGGGAAAUGAAUGUGACCGGGAAGCAGCAACCUGAGCUGAUCGAGCGACCCGCCUGCCUUUUGGUUCCAACUUCGACAAAAUCUGGAAUUGCUUUGCUGUACAAUGAGGAGACCAACAAUACCUAUGAUGUCUGCCUGAAAUUGACCAAAGAGGUAUUAACCAUACAGAAGCUGGACGUGGUUUGCACGAGUGAAAGUGAAUCCCCAGUAAAUCACAGAACUGUUGUACUGCGAAGACAGGCUACUGGCGGUCUGGGCUUAAGCAUUAAAGGCGGUGCAGAGCACAACGUGCCAGUGGUUAUUUCAAAGAUUUUCAAAGAUCAAGUAGCCGAUCAGACGGGGAAGCUAUUCGUCGGGGACGCUGUGUUGCAGGUCAAUGGCAUAAAUGUAGAGCCCUGCACACAUGAGGAAGUUGUUCACCUCUUGCGCACCGCAGGAGAUGAGGUCACCAUCACCGUUCGCUACCUGCGAGAAGUUCCAUCAUUUCUAAAACUGCCUCUAGGUUCUCCCGGGCCGUCCACCGAUCACAGCAGAGUGUCCUCGCCACUCUCUGACAGCGGCUUACAUCUAAAUGGAAAUGGAAACAACGCAGCUCCAUCACCGCCUUCGCCCUCAGCUAAUGAGCCAAAGUAUGAGAAGCGCUGGCUGGAUGCCGUCUCCCUGCCCUUAUUGAUGGCCAGAGUCUCCAGAUACAAAGCUGGCACAGAUCAAUUAAGGUCCAACUGUUUUGAAGUCUGCGCCUUGGAUGGAGCCAGCGCCAAUAUUCUUCAAUUUUGCACCGCUGCAGAAAGCACCGACUGGCUCCAAGCAAUAUCUACAAAUGUCAAUGAGUUGACACAGGAGAACAUAAAGAUCGUCAACAAAUACUGCUCUUCAGAUGAUCAGAUUGUUCACAUGGGCUGGGCGAGUGAAAGCCCAGAGGGCCGCGCCGCUGGUAGAGCUUCAGCAUUCAAGUUUCUGGCACUGAGAGGACCAUAUUUUUAUAUCUUCAGAAGCCCCCCGAUCAGUGCCGCUGACUGGGGAGAAGCUGUAACAACGUAUAACCUCUAUGAGGUUCUUUUCAAGGUCCACAAGCUGUGGAUGGCAGAGGAUUGCUGGCUCCAGGCGAGGCUCUACUUGGGGCUGGAGCAUUCGCCUGAGCAACAGGACAACGAGUCCCUCUGCUUCAGUAUUCUGGUCGGCCACGGCCAGAGCCACACCUUCAGGGUAGAGCUGGCUACGGACCUGGCUAUCUGGGAGAAGUCCUUCCAAAGAGCUGUCUUCUUGGAGGUGCAGCGAAUACGGUCCAAAAGCUACAUGUGCAGCAGCCAGGGGAAUGUGCUGUGCUUCACCAUAGAUUUUGGAUCGGGGUUCACCUGCUCAGAAGGCAAUUCAAAGACCGCACUGUGGCGAUACAAGUUCUCUCAACUUAAAGGCUCCUCUGAUGAUGGGAAAACCAGGGUAAAACUCCUCUUCAAGAAUGCUGAAAGCAACCAAAUAGAGAUGAAGGAACUGGAGUUUGCAAAUCUAACAGCCGUCCUUCACUGUAUACAUUCUUUUAUCGCUGCCAAAGUGGCCUCCAUGGACCCUCUCUUUAUGUGCAGUCAAAGCCUCCCUGGAAAUUACAUGAACACUUGAGAAGACCCGUCCUCAUUGUCAUGUGCACCUGUGGCAAAUCGGCAGUAUUUUAUUUUCAGCACAGAGCCAAUUGAUAUGUACAUACUGUUCUUGUUAUUUUUGUAUGAACUGAAAAUAAUAAAUAUUUGUAAAAGACUGUAAAA
Molecule: messenger RNA, 2070 nt
Organism: Anarrhichthys ocellatus (wolf-eel)
Lineage: Eukaryota; Metazoa; Chordata; Actinopteri; Perciformes; Anarhichadidae
Gene: sntg2
Product: syntrophin, gamma 2
Exons: 17
Coding region: 317-1927 (536 amino acids)
Cellular component (GO): dystrophin-associated glycoprotein complex; intracellular anatomical structure
Molecular function (GO): protein binding; structural molecule activity
Source: RefSeq, a predicted model, not a curated record